Messenger RNA from Hippoglossus stenolepis (Pacific halibut), 2852 nucleotides. It is a transcript of the gene calcoco2, whose product is annotated as calcium binding and coiled-coil domain 2. Lineage: Eukaryota; Metazoa; Chordata; Actinopteri; Pleuronectiformes; Pleuronectidae. Bases 157 to 1959 code for a protein of 600 amino acids. The record is from RefSeq and is a predicted model, not a curated record. The transcript has 14 exons.
UGGAGCCUUGUGGAGUCGUGUCGUACUCUGGAGGUUUAAAUAUCCGAGCAGCACCUGAAGGCAGCGCAGUUGCAGGCCAGCGCUCCCUCCUGAAGCUUCAGCUCCGACAAGUGACAACUAAUAAAGUCCUCAGGUGUCUUUCUGAGUCUGUCCAGCAUGGAGGGACCUUCAGGGGCCGCAGCAGCUCAACCCCUGGCCCGCAGCUUCUCCCAGGUGGUGUUCAACAACAUCCCCCAGUCAUACCCCCCCUCCACCUCCCUCACCUGCCACUACACUGCCUCCUUCCAGCCUCACCCCAGGGACUGGGUGGGCAUCUUCAAGGUGGGAUGGAACUCAGCUAAGGAUUAUCACACCUUCGUGUGGGUGGAGCCGUGUCUGGAUGUGGUCGGACAAGAGUCGGUGACCAGGCAGACGCUUUUCAAGGAUUACUACCUGCCCAAGGACGAGAUGGAGUUCUACCAGUUCUGCUACAUCGACGUCACUGGUCAGGUGCGGGGGGCCAGCACUCCCUUCUGCUUCAAAAGCCCAGAGGAGCAGAGCUUGACCUCCAGACUGGAUGAUGACAUCCUGGUUGUUACAACACAGGAACAAGUGGAUCAGAGCGUCCGCGAGAGAGAUGAGCUGCAGAAAGAGUUGGAUCAAAUUCGGCAGGAAAACGAAACCCUGAAAAGCGCUUUAGAGAAGGAACGACAAGACGCUGCCGUCUUCAAAGAGCAGAAUGAAGAGAAAGAGAGCGAGAAGAGUCACCUGGUCAAAGAAAUGGGUCAAAUCAAGGAAGAAAUGGGAAACUUAAAAAGCACCUUGCAGCAGAAACUUCAGGAAAUAGACACUUUGAAGGAGGAGCUGCUGGUCCAGACAACACAGCAACUGGAGCUGGAGCAGCACAGAGCGACCGAGCAGAAGGAACUGAGCCGAAGUUCUGACAGAGCAGCAGCUGAAAACGAGAAACACACUCAGGAGAAAUACGAUCGAGCCGUGCUGAAGAUCAAUCAGAUGAAAGACGAGCACAAGGCUCUGAAGGGGACGAUCGAGGCUCAAAGUCAGGACAUCGCCAAGCUGAAUUGCAAACUCAGAGAAGGACAACGGGAGCUGUUCAAAACAGAAGACAGCAUCCAGCUUCUACAGGUGGAUCUCCAGAGCAGCGAUACACAGAAGGAUCGGCUCGACGCAGAGCUGCAGAGAGUCACACUCAACGUGGAGGAGUUGAAGAGAGAGAACCAGGAGCUUUGUCGGAGGCUGACUCAGCAGGGGACGCAGCAGGAGUCCCCAGAUGAUCUGGCCUCUACCGGAGGUCCUCUUCAGGCGCUCGUCAGCCAGCUGCAGGAGGCUCAGGUGAAGCUGGCCACCGAGAGGGAUGAGACCAGAAACACCAAGAGACAAGUUGUGGCUCUGAACGAAGAACUGACGAACGUCAAGAGGCAGCUGGAUAACGUGGUCAUGGCUUGUGAUGAGGAUCGACGGAAGAGUAACAAAUUUGAGCUGCAGCUCAGAGAGGCACUGGAGGCGGUGGCAGAUAAAGACGGCCGCAUAGAGGAGAACGAGCACAUGAUGCGGCUCGUGAAGCACGAGAACGAAGACCUCACCAGAGAAAACAACAAUCUCAGGAGCAACAUGGAGGGCCUGCGCUCAGCGUAUGCCGACCUCAACGCUCCCACCAGCGACUCGUCACACGGGCAGCCGGACUCCACCUCUCCAGCUGGAAACACUUCCACCAUCCCUGCACCUGAUCCGACUGAGCACCCGUACGAGGUCAUAGAUUCUUCUCUCCUCACAGAGGACGUUGCAGAACCAGAGGAGUUGUUGAUGUGUCGUCACUGCCACGAGAGCUUCCCUGGCAUCACCCGAGGUGAACUGGAGCAGCACGAGGCGAGUCACCGAGUGUGUCCCUUCUGCACGGUGAUCUGCGACCACAUGGAGCAGUCCGUGUUCGAGGAUCACGUCUACAGCCACGAGCUGUGAGAUCUGCACCGCGGGCAAAACUGCGGCGGCAUGGGAAAUUAUUUUACAAAUCCUGUCGGUUUGGUGGUCAUGUUUAAAAUACUCUUUUCAGCUUUUAGUAAUUUACUGCCAAUUAUUGUCACCUGUAAAACCGAUGCUCUUUACGUUUUACACAUGAAAUAAGUAGUGAAGGGGAGAAAAGCCUGAGGAGCAGAUGUAACCAUUUAUUUUUAGGUUCUGGAGAAGUUUCGUGAAUUCAGAGAAAGUAUUUAAAAGUCAAAUUGCACAGUUCCUCUGGGACUCGAAGAUCUGCUGCUUUAAUUCUAAUGAUUCCUUCUUAAAUCUGAAGUGUGAAUUCCAGGAGUUUUACAGUUUACAGUUUCCUAAAGGAGUUGAUUUGUCACAGUUCUCCGUUGGUCAUCAAAUCCAUCACAUCCACAUUUAUUUCGGUCAAAUUUGAUCUUUUAAUUACUUGAUUUAAAAAAGGUCUGAAGAGAAAACUGUUUAUUUUCUUUUAAACUAAAGCUAAUAUGAAGCCAUUAGAGUUUCUGUAUAGACUAAAAAUACAAAACCUGAAGAGCUUUGGAAAACAAUGAGGUAAACAUGAAAAAAGGUGAAGGGGCAAAAACAUACUCAAGAAAAUCAUGUGAUCUUAAAGAAGAUGAAAUAUAUUUAUCACAAUUAUUCAUUUCCAGUGAAGCUUUGCACUUAGUAUCUCAGAAUUCCUUUCUGUGAUUAGUUCUAUUGAUUCAAAUGUUUGUUUUAAUCUUUAUUUUGUUUUUUAAUAAGCUUGACAGGAUGAAUUGUUGAUGUUGUCGUUACAAUCGAACCGGGGAGUUUGUGCCAACGACCAUGAGCACAUGUAAAAUGGUCCAGUUGAUAAAAUAAAAAUUUGGUUAAACUUGUGCAAUAAA